AAAAAAAACCCGACGAAUCGACAAUUACGAGAAUGUAUCUGAGAUUUUCAUUAUUCAUUAAUGAUCUUGGGUGACGAGAAAGGGGAGUGAGAGCAAAAGAAGCAGGGAAGCAUGACAACAUCAUCAUUAUCUUCUUCUUCAUCGUUGAGAAACAAAUACUGGAUUCUCAGGCAUGGCAAGAGCAUUCCUAACCAGAAAGGCCUCAUCGUUUCUUCCUUGGAAAAUGGGAUACUUCCUGAAUACCAAUUAGCUGAGGAGGGUGUCAACCAAGCACAAUUGGCAGGGGAGCAAUUCCUAAAGGAGUUGAAGGAUGCCAAUAUUCCAUCAGAGAAUGUUCGCAUUUGCUACUCCCCGUUUGCUCGAACAGCUCAUACUGCUAAAGAAGUUGCUUCUGUCUUGAAUAUUCCGUUUGAAGGUAGUCAGUGCAAGGUGUUUGAAGACCUUCGAGAACGUUAUUUUGGUCCUACAUAUGAGCUUGCAUCACAUGAUCGUUAUCCAGAGAUAUGGGCGCUCGACGAGAAAGAUCCAUUUGAGAAGCCUGAAGAAGGUGGAGAAAGUGCUGCUGAUGUUGUUUCCCGACUAUUGAAGGCCAUGGAAGAAAUAGAGACUAUGUUUGAAGGGUGUGCAAUAUUGAUCGUUAGCCAUGGUGAUCCUCUCCAAAUGUUGCAGACAAUACUCAAUGCUGCAAAACAACAAAAUGAACCCAGUUGCACCAACUUCUUAUCAAGACUUAAAGUUGUUAAAGUUCCCUCUGUCUUGUCAAAACAUCGAAAAUUUGCAUUGGAAACUGGUGAGCUACGAGCGGUGUUCUAAAACUCGUGCAGUCAAGCUCCUGUCCAUCACAUUGGGUACAAUAUUCUUCGAAACCAUAUUUUGCAGUUAGUGAUUGUUAAAUCUGAAACAAUUGGGAUUUUUCAAGCUGCUUGUUCAUUCUACCAAAUACCCUGUUAGAUUUGGCAGAUAACUUGUUGAAUCCAUCGUCUAAAUUUGGUAGCUAUUUGCCAAGAUAGCUUGUAGUUUAUAUGAACAGAUUACCGAAUUUGGAAAAGAGAGAAUUUCUUUGUUCAAACUUCUAAGUUCUAAACCUUGAAGACAUUUACUUAAAAGAAAAUCAAUUUCUCAA
Messenger RNA from Amaranthus tricolor (Joseph's coat), 1123 nucleotides. RefSeq lists its product as uncharacterized. Bases 112 to 813 code for a protein of 233 amino acids. The record is from RefSeq and is a predicted model, not a curated record. Lineage: Eukaryota; Viridiplantae; Streptophyta; Magnoliopsida; Caryophyllales; Amaranthaceae. The transcript has 6 exons.